CAGCCAAUUCUGGCCAGCCCUGAAAACAAGUAACAACUUUUCAGCUGGAUCCCUGGAAGGAGCGGCUCGAUCCUUCUCUAGCAUUUUCUCUUUUCCCGUAGGGAAAACAAAGAUUUGGAUUAUUGGGGGUAUUAUUUUGACCCCUGCAGAGCAAACCUGACAUCAAGAUACCUAUUACGGACAAAUCUAUUUAUACUUUUUUGGGGUUAAUGUCGGAACAGUGAUAUGAAUACAAUACAAUUCCAGGAAUCCACCACUUCCUGGAAUAGCUUAAAAGGGGCAAACAAAAGAUUACUUAGUAGCGUUUUCCCCCCAGAACUGUAUUACUCCGGGAGCCAGCGCCGAAGGUAGCUGCGGCAGUUCUCCGUUCAACUUCUUCCGUACAGAGAGACUAUUUAUUGAGAUAUAUUUAUAAUUAUUCAUUUUUCUUUCUUUUUUUACUGGCGAUUUUAACGCCACUAGGAAGGAGGUUUUUUUCUCCCCUAAGUACUCAUUUUCUUUUACUUCGGUAAUUUAAAUAUCAUUUAUAUUACGUUUUUUUUUUACUUGCCACAGCAAGAGUGUGUUGGGAAACGGCUGCGGUCAGGCGCGUUCUUCAACGCAGAACUCGCUGAACGAUCAGUAAAGAUUUCCUGGAUACCCCAAUUUACUUUAUUCGCUGUGGGUGACCUCCAAGGUGCUCUUGAGAAUCUGUGUUGGGAUAGAUCCGACCUCUUCUCCGCAAGCUACUUAACUACUGACUUGUGUUACUCCUGCUGGGAACAAAGAAGAUAACCAAUAGUGGGAGAGCUGUUUCCCGGUUCCUCCGAAGACUUAAUGCUCUUUCCUUGGUCCUGGAGUGACAUGAUCCUCUGUGUUCAGGGACCCCAUCCUUUGCUGGCAGAGGAGAAAAUCAGGAGACUAUCGCUUGGGGCUCUUGCUGUGAAUGUGUCAGAGCAAGUAAUGCAGCCUCUGUCAGUCACACCCUUCCAAGAAGAGUCCGUUCCUGCCUUUGUGGCACCCACGCUAGAGAGCAAUCCGCCUCAGCCACGAGAUCCAGAAGAGGAUCUGUUGUGCAUUGCAAAGACCUUUUCAUAUUUGCGAGAAUCUGGCUGGUAUUGGGGCUCUAUCACAGCCAGUGAAGCCAAACAGCAGCUCCAGAAGAUGCCUGAAGGCACCUUCCUGGUGCGGGACAGCACUCAUCCAAGCUACUUGUUCACACUGUCAGUGAAAACCAACCGCGGGCCCACCAACGUGCGCAUCGAGUAUGCUGACAGCAAGUUCCGGUUAGACUCCAACUGCCUCUCCAAACCUCGAAUUUUGGCCUUCCCAGAUGUGGUCAGCCUGAUCCAGCAUUAUGUUCUUUCCUGCACGGUGGAGAGCAAGAGCGAUGCUCCUUAUCCCCCGCCUAUGCCCUCACCACCCUUGCAAAAAGAGAUUGCAGCCUCGGCAGUGCACUUGAAACUGAUCCGUCCGCACAGCCACAAGAACAAUGCACCAAGCCUGCAGCACCUCUGCCGGCUACAGAUCAACAGAUCCACUGCAGAGGCAGACCACUUGCCUUUACCAAAGAGAAUGAAGGACUAUUUGAAGCAGUACCCUUUCCAGCUUUGAGGUGCUGCCAGUUUGCCCCAGAAAGACAAUAGAAGCAAAAUAAAAUCCAGAUGGGACAGUAACAUGGCUUUGUCCCACUGAAGUGGUGUGGUAUUAAGUGGGCACAACAAAUAAAUGGCCAUCAGAAGAGAUUGUGUCUAUUAUCUCUUCCCCUUUUGUUCCCACCUACCCUAAUUUCAUUCCUGUGUUAGGGAGGGGGCUGCUAGUACCAAUGACAUUUACAUGGUACACAAUUCCAAUG
This is a messenger RNA of Gekko japonicus, 1834 nucleotides long. RefSeq names its product cytokine inducible SH2-containing protein (gene CISH). NCBI's taxonomy places the organism in Eukaryota, Metazoa, Chordata, Lepidosauria, Squamata, Gekkonidae. Bases 817 to 1593 code for a protein of 258 amino acids. The record is from RefSeq and is a predicted model, not a curated record. Gene Ontology annotation, biological process: intracellular signal transduction; phosphatidylinositol phosphate biosynthetic process. Gene Ontology annotation, cellular component: phosphatidylinositol 3-kinase complex. Gene Ontology annotation, molecular function: 1-phosphatidylinositol-3-kinase regulator activity. The transcript has 3 exons.